Molecule: messenger RNA, 1721 nt
Organism: Maylandia zebra (zebra mbuna)
Lineage: Eukaryota; Metazoa; Chordata; Actinopteri; Cichliformes; Cichlidae
Product: pinopsin
Biological process (GO): visual perception; G protein-coupled receptor signaling pathway
Cellular component (GO): membrane
Molecular function (GO): G protein-coupled receptor activity
Source: RefSeq, a predicted model, not a curated record
AGCGGGUCCUCGGACUCCUCCCUGCCCGGGGAUUAUCAAACAGCCUGAUCCGAGUGGGGGUCUUCAGCAGGAGGAUGGCGCAGAGCGCAGCGCGGAGGCGCCAUGAGAAGCUGAGCUGACUUGGAUCCACUCAGAGGAGAGCAGGAGGAGCACAAGGACAUGUUCUCGGAGCUGAGCGGCUUCAACCUGACCUCUAACCUCAGCGAGCCUUCCACCGCUCCGGGUCAGGAAGGGGACGAGGAGUGGAGAGACGCACCGCUGGAGCGGCUGUCGCGCGGAGGUCACGUGGUGGUGUCGGUGUGCCUCGGCUCCAUCAUGGUGUUCGGCUUCCUCAACAACCUGCUGGUGCUGGUGCUGUUCUGCCGCUUCAAGAGCCUGCGGACGCCCGUCAACAUGAUGCUGCUCAACAUCAGCGUCAGCGACAUGCUGGUGUGCGCGUGCGGCACCACCCUCAGCUUCGCCUCCAGCCUGCAGCGCCGCUGGCUGUACGGCCGCCGCGGCUGCAUGUGGUACGGCUUCGUCAACUCGUGCUUCGGCAUCGUCUCCCUGAUCUCUUUGUCCAUCCUGUCCUACGACCGCUACAGCACUCUGAUGGUGUACAACAAGCGGUCGGCGGACUACAGAAAACCCCUGCUGGCAGUGGGGGGGUCGUGGCUGUAUUCGGUGAUAUGGACAGUGCCCCCCUUAUUGGGCUGGAGUAGUUAUGGCCUGGAGGGGGCGGGGAUGAGCUGCUCGGUGUCGUGGACUGAGGAGUCACCUCGCUCACAUUCAUACAUUAUCUGUCUGUUUGUGUUCUGCCUUGGGCUCCCCGUCCUGAUCAUGGUGUAUUGCUACAGCCGCCUGCUCUAUGCCGUCAAACAGGUGGGUCGUAUCAGGCGGACAGCAGCUCGUCGGCGAGAGUUUCACAUUCUGUUCAUGGUCAUCACCACGGUGGUGUGUUACCUGAUCUGCUGGAUGCCAUACGGCAUUGUUGCCAUGAUGGCCACCUUUGGCCAGCCAGGACUCAUCAGCCCCGUUGCCAGCGUCAUCCCUUCAAUCCUUGCCAAGACCAGCACCGUCAUCAACCCUGUGAUCUACAUCCUCAUGAACAAACAGUUCUACCGCUGCUUCCUGAUCCUGUUCCACUGUAAACACCCACUGACGGAGGAUGUACAGUCCUCCAUGCCCUCCAAGACCACCAUGGUCCAGCUGAACCGGCGCGUGUUGGAUGGCAGCCCCGCCAGGCCAUCUGGUACCAAACCCAUUGUGCAGGAGGUGGAAGGAAUCAGCGCUGCAGAAUCUGACAAAACCGACCCCGUAGAGCUGCCGCUGCCACCCCUGCCGCUGCCUGAAAUCUCCUCCUCCUGACAGCCCUAAGCACUGACUGUUCACUGAAAAGUGGGGCCAGCAAAUGUCUGUUUUUUGAACCCUUCAACCACCAACAUCUCAGCUCAUACUCACACCCAUACUCAUCACUUCUCAGUUUGUAUGUGUUUCAUUUUUUUUGGGAAACGAUGAGGUCAUACCCUAGAUGCCAACCGUAUUCAGCUGCUGUAAUUAUUGAUUUAAUAAUGUGAGCUAAACUAAUCUAACAGAAGAGUUAAAUCCUGUUGUCGGAUUCAACCGUUGAAAUCAGAGGCUCGGUAGAAAUCAGAUUUUGCUUGUUUGUUUGCAGACCUCAGACUUUAAUGACUAAUUUGUGGGUAUUUUUCUAUGGUCUGUGUCCUGUUGGUGUGUUGGGA